AUGUACGUAUCACUCCUCCUAGAGACUGAUUUCCGACUUUGUUACUUACACUACAUCUAUAGGCAUCGACCCAAGUCUUCCGUCGCUGGAUCGACGCCCUCCAAAACUGGCCGUCUUUACUCCGUUGGGCCUCAGGCUUCACUAGCCCUCUCGAAACCUUUCAAAUGCCCUGGUUCAGAGACCCGUCGAGUGUCUGACAAACCCGCCCGCAAACGCCGUAAAGUGAACUAUGCUGGGGCAGAUGGUAGCGUUGACGAUGAUGGCGCCAAACCAUGGACAAAUGAGGAUAGACUCGCCCUCGCAAACCGUGACGCAAACCGCUUCCCAGUAUUCAAGGUCAAAGAUAAAGAAAUCGCCUUUCGCCAACGAUUUCAUGUCCCUCUAAUCGACAAGUCGAGUGGUGACUAUAGUUCUGGCCGCGCCGCUCCGACUCUGGGGAUGCGGUGCGGAGCGUCUUUUGUCGUUAAACCUCUACAUGACCCUAGCGGAGAGUUUGCAAUCGUACUUUAUGAUCCAACUAUCGACGAUAAACCGAAUAACAAAGAAGAAAAUAAAGAAAACUCUGAGAAUAAAGAUGGUAAAGAGGUCGAACAAAAGAAGCUGGAUCAGCCGCUAGUGCAUAAAAGUCUAGCAGAGAUAUUAGGAAUCAAGAAAAAUGUUGAUGAAAGACCAAAAGUACCCGUUGUUAUUGAUCCGAGACUUGCAAAGAUCUUACGACCACAUCAGAUUGAAGGUGUAAAGUUUCUCUAUCGAUGUACCACUGGACUAGUUGAUAAGAAUGCCAAUGGGUGCAUUAUGGCAGACGGUAUGGGUCUGGGGAAGACACUACAAUGCAUUACUUUGAUGUGGACUUUACUUAAACAAUCACCGGAGGCAGGUAAGCCGACGGUCCAAAAGGCUGUCAUUGCAUGUCCAGCUACACUAGUAGGCAACUGGGCAAAUGAACUGGUGAAAUGGCUGGGCAAGGACGCUAUCAACCCCUUUGUAAUCGACGGAAAAGCCUCGAAGGCCGAGCUUAUAUCCCAAUUAAGGCAAUGGGCAAUUGCCUCUGGCCGUUCAGUUGUCAGACCUGUCUUGAUUGUCUCCUAUGAGACACUGCGAAUGAAUUCGGAUGAGCUUCGAGAUACCCAAAUCGGGCUGCUUCUCUGCGACGAAGGCCACCGGCUAAAGAAUGCUGACAGUCAAACUUACGUUGCACUGAACAAGCUCAAUGUCCAGAAACGUGUUAUUCUUUCUGGAACGCCUAUUCAAAACGACUUAUCUGAAUAUUUUAGUCUUCUCGACUUUGCAAAUCCAGGCAUUCUGGGAUCACGCAGUGAAUUUCACAAGACGUACGAAAUCCCUAUUCUCCGUGGCCGUGAUGCGGACGGGACCGACGAACAGCAGCAGAAAGGCAAUGAGCGCCUCGCGGAACUUCUCAACCUCGUUAACAAGUUCAUUAUUCGAAGGAGCAACGACCUUUUGUCCAAAUACCUCCCCGUCAAGUACGAGCACGUUGUCUUCUGCAACCUUGCUCCAUUCCAGCUAGACCUAUACAAUCACUUUAUCCAAAGCCCUGAAAUCAAGAGUCUCCUCCGUGGUAAAGGAAGUCAGCCCUUGAAGGCAAUUGGUAUUUUGAAAAAGCUUUGCAAUCAUCCCGAUCUUUUGAAGCUCUCAGAAGAUCUACCAGGAUGCGAGCAAUAUUUCCCAGAAGACAUGACAGUGUCCAAUGGCCGCAGAGGCGACCGCGAAGUCAAAUCUUGGUACUCUGGCAAGAUGAUGGUCUUGGAUCGAAUGCUUGCACGUAUCCGACAGGAUACUAAUGACAAGAUCGUCCUAAUCAGCAAUUACACGCAGACAUUAGACCUCUUUGAGCGUCUGUGCCGGGCGCGUGCGUACGGCUGUAUACGCCUGGACGGAACUAUGGGUGUCAAGAAACGAUCGAAACUAGUCGAUAAGUUUAACGACCCCAACGGAGAGGAAUUUGUCUUCUUGCUGUCUAGUAAAGCAGGCGGAUGUGGUAUCAACUUGGUUGGAGCAAACCGCUUGGUGCUCUUUGACCCCGAUUGGAACCCUGCUGCUGACCAGCAGGCAUUGGCUCGAGUGUGGCGUGACGGUCAGUCAAAGGACUGUUUUGUCUACCGGUUCAUUGCCACGGGCACGAUCGAGGAAAAGAUCUUUCAACGCCAGUCGCAUAAACAGUCACUAUCAUCAUGCGUGGUUGAUUCAGCCGAGGACGUUGAGCGCCACUUCAGUCUCGACUCGCUUCGAGAACUUUUCCAGUUUAAGCCAGACACGACCAGCGACACACAUGAUACGUUCAAGUGUAAACGUUGCAGGCCGGACGGGGCACAGCAUAUCAAGGCGCCUGCCAUGCUGUACGGCGACACCAGUUCUUGGAACCAUUUUGUCAACACAGGCGAGAAGGGCCCUAUGAACCGGAUCCAGGACUUACUGUUACGACAGGAAACGACGGAGCAAGCGGUCAGCGCUGUCUUCCAGUAUAUCAGCCAUUAA
Nannizzia gypsea CBS 118893 is the source of this 2496-nucleotide messenger RNA. Its product is annotated as DNA repair and recombination protein RAD54. NCBI's taxonomy places the organism in Eukaryota, Fungi, Ascomycota, Eurotiomycetes, Onygenales, Arthrodermataceae. The record is from RefSeq and is a predicted model, not a curated record. The transcript is spliced from 4 exons. Gene Ontology annotation, biological process: double-strand break repair via synthesis-dependent strand annealing; reciprocal meiotic recombination. Gene Ontology annotation, cellular component: nucleus. Bases 1 to 2496 code for a protein of 831 amino acids. Gene Ontology annotation, molecular function: ATP binding; hydrolase activity, acting on acid anhydrides; ATP-dependent chromatin remodeler activity.